AUGGCCAAGAUUAAGGCUCGGGAACUGCGCAGCAAGAAGAAGGAGGAGCUGCUAAAACAACUGGACGAUUUGAAGGUGGAGCUAUCCCAGCUUCGCGUCGCCAAGGUGACAGGCGGCACCGCGUCCAAGCUCUCCAAGAUACGAGUUGUCCGCAAAUCCAUCGCCCGUGUUCUCACCGUCAUUAACCAGACUCAGAAGGAAAACCUCAGGAAAUUCUACAAGGGCAAGAAGUACAAGCCUCUGGACCUGCGACCCAAGAAAACUAGAGCCAUGUGCUGUCCGCUCACCAAGCACGAGGAGAAGCUGAAGACAAAGAAGCAGCAGCGGAAGGAGAGGCUGUACCCACUAUGCAAGUAUGCGGUCAAGGUCUAA
Chionomys nivalis (European snow vole) is the source of this 372-nucleotide messenger RNA. Its product is annotated as 60S ribosomal protein L35-like. Lineage: Eukaryota; Metazoa; Chordata; Mammalia; Rodentia; Cricetidae. The record is from RefSeq and is a predicted model, not a curated record. Gene Ontology annotation, cellular component: cytosolic large ribosomal subunit; ribosome. The coding region runs from base 1 to 372 and encodes 123 amino acids. Gene Ontology annotation, biological process: maturation of LSU-rRNA from tricistronic rRNA transcript (SSU-rRNA, 5.8S rRNA, LSU-rRNA); translation. Gene Ontology annotation, molecular function: mRNA binding; structural constituent of ribosome. The transcript has a single exon.